Molecule: messenger RNA, 692 nt
Organism: Trichosurus vulpecula (common brushtail)
Lineage: Eukaryota; Metazoa; Chordata; Mammalia; Diprotodontia; Phalangeridae
Product: fatty acid-binding protein 5-like
Exons: 1
Coding region: 77-484 (135 amino acids)
Biological process (GO): fatty acid transport
Cellular component (GO): cytosol; nucleus
Molecular function (GO): fatty acid binding
Source: RefSeq, a predicted model, not a curated record
GCCGGUCCUCUACCUUUCAGCGGAACCCUCUGCUCUUUUCAGGGUUUCUUCCCUCCUCUUCUCGCCUGAAUUCACCAUGGCUCUUCCUAAGCAGCUGUUGGGCAAAUGGCAACUCGUGGAAAGUAAAGGAUUUGACGAGUACAUGAAGGAAUUGGGAGUGGGGAUGGCCCUGAGGAAAAUGGCCGGAGUGGCCAAACCAGAUGUUUAUAUCUCUGAAAAUGGGAGCGUAUGUACCAUUAAGACUGAGAGUAGCAUAAAAACUUCACAAUUCUCUUUUACACUUGGUGAGGAGUUUGAUGAAACCACAGCUGAUGGCUGGAAAACUCGGUCUGUUUGUACCCUUGAAAAUGAUACAUUGAUCCAGCGACAGACUUGGGAUGGGAAGGAAACCACAAUAACACGAAAAGUAGAUGAUGGAAAGUUAUUGGUGGACUGCAUUAUGAACAAUGUGACUUGCCACAGGGUCUAUGAGAGGGCCAAGUAAAGAAAUUCCAUCUUCAUACAGGACAGGAAUUAGCUGUUAUGAACGAACCAGCUCAGUUCAAUGAGCAAAUUCUCCAACCAAACUCUCUUGCUUUUUUCUUACUGUGGUCUGUUAUCUCAGUGACUGACUACUUGCAAACAGUUUUAUUUCCAAGCUUUGAUGUAAUUAGGAUUGUUUUGGCUAGUAAAUAAAGAAUUAUGCUGUUAAA